Messenger RNA from Mesorhabditis spiculigera, 408 nucleotides. NCBI's taxonomy places the organism in Eukaryota, Metazoa, Nematoda, Chromadorea, Rhabditida, Rhabditidae. The record is from the annotation of a GenBank genome assembly.
AUGAUACAGAAGAAUUUGAAGUCGCUUCGUCGGUCGAUCUCCGAAAAAUUGUUGGGGGUCAAGAAGCACGGGCAGAGCAGCAGUCCAAUGCCGAUCCCGAAGCCGGAGCCCGAGCCCGGCUCAUCCCAGUCUCUCGCUGACGAUCCGUUUAAGGAAUGUCUGGCCAACUACAGCGACAACGUGUCGCACCUCGUCUUCUACGGCUCAUCCCUCCAGUCCCUAUCUUCAUACAGUAUUAAUGAUGACCACCGAAGAUCAACACACAGCCAUACAUCACAUGGCAGCACGGAUUCCAGUGAUACCACCUCUUCCAACGCAACCAUGGCAUCGAAUAUAACAGACAGCAGCACCGAUGGCCUGCCAACCGACGAAAAAAUGGACAAAAAGAUGCUGGCCGUCACUUUUGCC